Hordeum vulgare subsp. vulgare (domesticated barley) is the source of this 582-nucleotide messenger RNA. RefSeq lists its product as uncharacterized. NCBI's taxonomy places the organism in Eukaryota, Viridiplantae, Streptophyta, Magnoliopsida, Poales, Poaceae. The coding region runs from base 1 to 582 and encodes 193 amino acids. The record is from RefSeq and is a predicted model, not a curated record. The transcript has 3 exons.
AUGGAGUUCCAGAAGUGCAAUUACCAAGUUGGUACAUUGAAAUUAACAAGAUUUGUCAAGAGGGGGGUCAGAAAUUCAAAGGAUUGGGCUAUGAACUACCAUUUUGUCAGUGCUUUGCAACAUCCAGCAGCUAUGCAAGUGGAAAAUUACUUCCAUUCAGAGUGUGUGGUCGUUUCUGCAGUGGAUGGCUCAUUGGACAAAUGGCUGGAUACCAAGAAAAGCAUAGAACUGUUCGAUGAAGGCGAUAUGCGCCCUAUCCUAAGAAAUAUGCUCAGCCAACUUGUAGGUCUUGUGCAAAGCAUAAUUGCCCAGAAAAAGUGUCCCACGGAUCUUUCAAUGGAAGACUUGUAUAUCAAGCGGCUUUCUGGUGAUAUACCUAAGCUACAGGUGUUGAUACUUAAUGUUGAAAACUUGAGCACUAUAGCCGAGGAGCAGGCUUGGAAAAAUGUAAGGGGGAUUGUUAAAGAGUGGUUUCUCAGGCAUGAUGUCGAUCCAAGCUCGGGCAGUGCAGACUUCAUCUCAUGUAUUAGGAUUCGGACAAGAAACACACAAGCUCUCUUGGAGGACCACCCGGUGGAGUAG